This is a messenger RNA of Ogataea parapolymorpha DL-1, 726 nucleotides long. RefSeq lists its product as uncharacterized. The transcript has a single exon. The coding region runs from base 1 to 726 and encodes 241 amino acids. The record is from RefSeq and is a predicted model, not a curated record. NCBI's taxonomy places the organism in Eukaryota, Fungi, Ascomycota, Pichiomycetes, Pichiales, Pichiaceae.
AUGGAAAAACAGCUACCGGAUACCAACCUAUACGAGUCACUAGUGGAGACAAAAUCAUUGGAACAGCUGCGAAACAAUCCAGAUUCGCUACUCUCGACCAUCAGGCUAUUUGACAUAUAUCCUACCACCGAUCCCUCCUGUUAUGAACAUCUUCACUCUCUGGUCCCGAUCUUCUGCAAACGCACACCGGGAUCCAUUAUGUUACUAGGCUCAGAGAUGGAUUUUGGCUACUCGCUGAUAUACCUCGGAAACUUGCUCCGUAAAACAAAUAUCCCUUUUGUGCUUCACGGACUUUUCGAUUACUUUUCGCUCACCGAGGAUAACCGGAAAUUGAUAGAAUAUUUGGUGGAUCUUUCCGGGAUAUCCCAAAUCAAGGUCCAUUUUGCAGAAGACCUUGAAGACUACCUCAUCUACCAUCCGAUCGAAGCAGAUUGGAUUCUUGUGAAUCACAUCUCUCCACAGAAUGAUAUUACAAUAUUGAGAACGAUGGAAUCCGUAAGCCUUGUGCAACCAGGAACCGUGGUUGCCAGAGUGAACUGUCCCGCCGAAUGCCGCGACAAGUUCUACGAGUAUCUGCUUGGAGCCCCCGUCUAUAAGCGGACCAUGAACGAGCACAUAGGGGGCAGAAAACAAGGCAGAUGGAACUUGAUUUACGAAAAAAUCGCCAACACUUACGACAAAUACGACCCCAUCCUCACAGAAUGUGUGGACCUUUUGAAUGCAUAA